Molecule: messenger RNA, 1803 nt
Organism: Orycteropus afer afer
Lineage: Eukaryota; Metazoa; Chordata; Mammalia; Tubulidentata; Orycteropodidae
Gene: TTC6
Product: tetratricopeptide repeat domain 6
Molecular function (GO): protein binding
Source: RefSeq, a predicted model, not a curated record
AUGGACAAAGGUCUCAUUGAGUUGAGUCCUAUACAGCAAGCACUCAUUUAUUCAUUUUGUGAAAACCACGACAAAGCCAUUCAGGUCUUACACAAUAUCACUGUGAGUAAGCCUGAGAUAACCAUGUAUGCUCUAUUAGCAAAAGCCCAAAUGAAGGCCAAGAGAAACAAGGAAGCAGUGAAAACAUUUAAGAAGGCAUUAGAUGUCUUUGCUCAUUCUGACAAAGGACCAACUGCUGUAGAAGCUUCAGCGGACUGUCUGUAUCAUUUGGGCCUUUGUUACAUGGAAGAAGGCAAUUUACAAACGGCUUUUGAUUCUUUUACAAAAGCUGUCAAAGUAAAUCCUGAUUUUGCAGAAGGCUUUUAUCAACGAGGACUUUGUAAAGUAAAACUUCACAAAGAUAACUCAAUCCUGGAUUUUAAUCGUGCAAUUACCCUCAAUCCAAAGCAUUACCAGGCAUAUUUAAGCCGAGUGGCUUACUAUGGUUUGAAAGGCAGAUACUCCAAAGCAAUCUUGAAUUGCAAUGAGGCCAUUAAAAUUUAUCCAGAGAGUGUACGAGCGUACAUUUACAGAGGUGUUCUGAAAUAUUACAACAAGGCAUAUAAGCUGGCGAUUACAGAUUUAACAAUAGCUAUCAACAUGGACAGAAACAGUUACAUAGCAUUUUAUAACAGAGCAAUAUGUUACACCAAAAUAAAUGAACUUCAAAUGGCAUUAACAGAUUACAGUGUUGUGCUUCUUCUUGAUGCUGGAGAAACUGUAAUGUUAAAUACCUUCAUUAAUCGUGGACGCAUCUAUGCAGAACUAGAGCAAUAUGGCUUUGCAUUAGAGGAUUUUAAACAAGCUGCACUGAUAAGUCAGACUAACGUGAGCCUUUGCCAAGCAUCUGCCAUGUGCCAUCACAGAAUUAACGAGUUUGAAGAUGCUGUCAGUUUCUUCACCUGCGCUCUUAAAAUUAAUCCAAAUUUUGUGGAUGCUUAUGUUGGACGGGGCAAUUCUUACAUGGAGUAUGGUCAUGAUGAAGCCACCAAGCAAGCACAAAAGGACUUUGUGAAAGCAUUGCAUUUUAAUCCAGUUUACACAAAAGCCAGAAUUAGUUUGGGCUAUAAUUUGCAGGCCCAAGGAAAAUUCCAGAAAGCUUGGAAUCACUUUACCAUUGCCCUGGAAAUUGAUCCAAAGAGCUAUAAAGCCUAUGAAGGAAGAUCUGUGAUCUGUCUUCAGAUGAGUAAUACUUUUGCUGCAAUUCAGGAUAUUAAUACUGCUUUAAAGAUCAAUACUACAGCAGAAUUCUUAACAAAUCGUGGUGUGAUUCAUGAGUUCAUGGGUCAACAACAGAAUGCAAUGAAAGACUAUCAAGCAGCAAUUUCUCUAAACCCCAAGUACUCACUGGCUUACUUUAAUGCAGGAAAUAUCUACUUUCACCACAGGCAAUUUUCCCAGGCCAAUGACUACUUUUCAAAGGCUUUACAGUUUGAUCCAAAAGAUGAGUGUGCUCUCAUGAAUAGAGCUGUGACAAACACAAUAUUAAAGAAAUAUGAAGAAGCAAAAGAAGAUUUUGCAAAUGUAAUUGAUAACUGUCCCUUUUGGGCUGCAGUGUAUUUUAACAGAGCAAACUUCUACUACUGUUUGAAGCAAUAUGAAGUAGCUGAGGCAGAUCUUUGUAAAGCUCUGACUUUGAAGCCUAAUGAUGCUUUCGCAUAUAGUCUUAGAGCAGAAGUUCGUGGUAAAAUAGGUUUGAUUGAGAAAGCUAUGGCUGACUAUAACCAAGCCCUUGAUCUUCAAGAAUAUGCCUCAGUUAUGUGA